AAUUUUGUCUAGACUUGCUCUGUCAGCAUCCAGAGGUAUGGAUUUAACAAAGGAAACUAUGUCUUCAGAGUGUCAUAAACAAGAGCAGCACCAACGGUCAGAAGAAAAUAAUUCACAACAUGAGUCACAAAAUAACUAUUUACAUGGAUCCGCUGCUAAUAAAUUGCCUUAUGAUCUCCUACAAAGUCUUUCCUCACAAAGGAUUUGGUGCCAAAGUAGAAGAAAACAACCAAGCUUCAUGUCACAAGUACUAAAAUCUGAGUUUGUUCCAAAUAGGACAUAUAAUCGUAAUACCAUCACUGUGAACCCAGACUGCAGGUUUGGUAAGGUGGUGAUACCAUCUGAGUCAAAAAUGGCCUCUCAAGGAAUGUCAUCUAAUCAGAGGGCUUCGCAGGAUUUUGAUACUAUUUGGAAUAAUCUGGAACAUAUUUCACAGAAUGAAUAUGCACAAAUUCAUGAAAGAGGAAUUGCAUAUGAAUUCAGGGAAAAUGAGCCCGAACAAACUUCUCUUGAAAUUCAAUCAUUCAGGAUUGGCUCCAAUGAAGACUAUACUGGGAGGAAUGAUAGCUUAACAGAUUUGCUUGUCACAGGACCAUCAAGCUUAGCUCAGUUGUUAAAUCCCAUAAUGGGCCAGUCACACAAUCAGCUGGGUUUAAAUGACUGUCAGCCAAGUGUUCUUGGAAAUACCUGUAAUUACGAUGAAGUACCUGUUUCAUCCACACCCUAUCCUCACGAAAGCCUCCAAUCUCCAAAACCAACAGUUCCGUCUAAUACAAAUUACCCAGGUGAUUACCACUUCGAAAUAUCUUUUGCACAACCCUCAAAGGAAACAAAAUCAACUACUUGGACAUAUUCCGACAAAUUAGACAAAUUGUAUGUGAGAAUGGCUACCACAUGUCCUGUCCGAUUUAAGACAUUACAGACGCCUCCAUCUGGUUGCCAGAUUCGGGCAAUGCCUAUAUACAUGAAACCAGAACACGUUCAAGAAGUAGUAAAGAGAUGUCCAAACCAUGCAACCGCUAAGGAACAUAAUGAAAAUCAUCCAGCCCCUCUACACAUUGUCAGAUGUGAACAUAAGUUAGCUAAGUAUGAAGAAGAUCUUUAUAAUGGGCGUCAAAGUGUGUUAAUACCACAUGAAAUGCCACAAGCGGGCUCUGAGUGGGUGAUCAACUUAUACCAGUUCAUGUGUCUUGGUUCUUGUGUUGGAGGUCCAAACAGAAGGCCUAUACAACUAGUAUUUACACUGGAAAAAGAUAAUCAAGUGUUAGGGCGACGGGCUGUUGAAGUUAGAAUAUGUGCGUGCCCUGGGAGAGACAGAAAAGCUGAUGAAAAAGCUGCUUGUUCACCUGCAAAACCUCCAAGCCCGCAAAAAAAUGGGUUUGCUCAGAGAUCAUUAUUAAUCACGAACGACAUAACAAAAGUAGCACCAAAAAAGAGAAAAAUUGAUGACGAAGUAUUCACACUUAAAGUGAGAGGGCGAGAUAAUUAUGAGGUGCUUAGUAAGAUACGUGAUGCAAUGGAAUUAGCUGCUCGAAUCCCAGAACCAGAACGCCUAUUAUACAAACAAGAAAGACAGUGGCUAUCAUCAGAUGAGGUUCCAGAUUCUCACUCCAGUCCUACAGUUUCCCAAGGUGUUAGUCCUGCCCGCAAGAAAGUGAUGAAACUGACCAAACUGAUCCUUAAAUGAACACUUGGAACUUAAAACCAAGCUCUACUAUAUGUAUAAUAAUUUAACAUAAAACACUUCAGUUAUGUGUAGGCCUGACAAUAUCAAAUUUCACACAGAGACCAAUGCUUAUAUUUAAUUAUUGAAGGUCCUCAAUUUAGGUUGCGUUGAUAUUGCAACAGCACCUGUGAAUACAUGCCAGGAAAUAUGUCGAUAAUGAAGGAAAUACAUUUUUUAAUGAUGAUCUACACCCAGACACAAAGCAUUGCUGCUAUUUUCUCAUCGUGGACUCCAUUCUUGUUGCCAUAAAUAAUUUACAUAUAAUGUUAUUUACAUAACAUCUUUUUACAAAUUCAUAUGUAUUCAUUUUUUUUUACUUUUAUAUAUCAUUUAUAGUCUUAUAUUUUUAGAGAAUCAUUGAAAAUCAAAAACCAUUUGCAUUUAAAAAGGUUUUUUUUUUUAACAUUUUUUAAAUAUUUUUUUCAUUUAUUUUUUAUGUAACUUAUAUAAUUAGUUUUGUUAAUUUAUUCUGCUAACAUUUGUUCAGUAUAUUGUUUUAACAAAGAAAUGUUUCUAAUUAUUAAAAUAAUAUCUAAUAUAAUAAAAGCACAAACCUUAUUAGGCAACAGAAUACAUUACAAUUACUAUUUACAAAUUAAUAUUUGAAUUCAGUUAAGACUUUUGAAUCUGAAAUAACUGAUUUCAGAUAUUUUCUUAUUAUUUGUAAUGCUGAGAAAUGAGCAGUACUACUCAUUACACGAAGGGCUAGCACCAAUGUUUUGGUUUUCAAAUUAAGCUAUUUCACUUCACUAACCUUGUGAUAGAUGUGAAAGUUACAACCUUUCCCUCCUUCUCCAACAUUCUUUGGCUGAAGAAUGCAAUAGGGAUAAAAACCAGUGUAUUUUCCUCAGCACAUUGGCAGACAUAACAGGCUACAUACUGAAGUAUGUAGUUCUUUUUAGCACAUGAACCUUAUAUUUAACUUGGCUUUUCCUUUACAAGUUUGUUUUCAGCUCUGUAUGGGGACAGUGUUCUUUCUAUAGACAAAAAAAGUUAUAAAGCGAGUUAUGAAAUAAGAAAAUUAUAGCCUCUUGGUGCUUUUCUAAUUAAACAUAAAACAUAUUAUUAAGAUUAUUAAGAUAUAUUUGUCUGCGAUUAUAUUAUUUAGUUAUGAAUUAAUUAAUGAAUGUUGUGUUAAUUUAUACAGUGCAGAAUAGUAUUCUAUAACUGAUGUGUAAAUCAUUUUCUUAAAUCUAACAAUGAAUUUGGGUAAAUCCAUUUAGCUUCAUAUUUUUCUGACCCUGGCCAACAUUAGUAUGCCUUAAAAGCAUAUUAUCUUAGGAAGUAGGUAUUCACUUGAAGAAUGAACCAAAAAAGAUCUCAAAUUAUUAAGUCAAAUACUGUUCUUUGUGUCUGCUUCACCCUGCUGGCAUGUGUUGGCUGAGCCUUUUUGAAGCAGUGUUUUCUGGUUGAGUACUCAUUUUGACACAAACCCUUAUAAGUUGUUUCUUGUAACAGACAAGUGUAUGAUGUACCUAUUGUAAAAACUGAAACACAGUAGAUUAAUCUAAGCUAGUGGGUCUCAACUAGGGUCCAUAUGACCCUUAGGGAUCCUCAUAAGAUAUUGUUGCUAAAAUCUAUGUGCUGUAAACUUCUAUAAUACCCAAAAUGUUUUAACAAUUUGUUUUAAUACAAUUCCUAGUUGUGUUUAAUUAUAAAAAUAUUAUAGGAUUUUUUAAAACAUCGAAUGGCUAUGAAGGUCCAACCAAGCAAAAUAGGAAUCAAAAGGGGUCCAUAGGUAAAAAAUGGUUGAAAACUGCUUAUCUAAACUCUAGUUUGACUAAAGUAAAUUAAACGGUAUACAGUAGCAUUUUGAGAAAUUUUCUACCAGCCUACAAAUUUUCAAUUAACUGAGCUAUCCAGAUAAAAGGUUAAUCCUUUUUAUAUGAGACAACUGUUUCUAGGGUCAUUCUUUAAAUGUCUUCUCUAAUGUUAAACGGUACCUUGAUAGGAUGCUUAUCUAUUGCAGUUAACUUUGUAAAGAUAUAAUAUUUAUUCUUCACUCGGCCAAACUGUGUAAAGUAGAAUAGUCGAUGAGAUAUGAAACUCUGUCAGUUUGUAAUCUAAUAAUACUUUUACUUAGUCAGGUAGAUGAGAAAUAAUGACUUUUUUUUUUUCUGAAAUAUAAGUAAUUCAAAUUUCGAAGAGUAAUUAGUAAAACUGGUAUGUAUCCUGUUACUUGUAUGAUUUGGGAGCACCAACUCAGACUGGUUGGCCAUGUUGCUCAAUUUUCCAAGUUCGAUGCAGACACUACUUAGCGUGUUCUCUUCACUGAAGACUUGACUUGUGUUGGUCGACCACUUGCCACAUGGUCUCAACAGAUGAGGAGGUAUCUUGCAGAGAUGGUGUUAGGCUCUGCUUGUCCAGGAGGACCCAGGAAUAUAUUGACAAAUGGUGAAUGCAGCAAUGUGCUGCAAUGAUUCAUACCCCUCACAUGACCCCCUAUUAGUAAAACCAAUUCUCUGUAUGUAUUACUACCGAGUUAAUAAUUUUCAUGUAAGGCAUAUUCAGUUGCAAUAGGAUUUUUAUAUUAACAUUCGUCUCUUAAUGAUGAAAAUUUCUGUUAAAUCAGUUAAAAAAUAAAAAAAAAAUUAUAAAGAGGUAUUAAAAUUUAGGAAAAAAAAAAAGAGUUUAACAUGAGAGUAUUUAACAUUUUUUCCAAGGAUGGCUGUGCUUCAACUAAAUUAAAUGUAACUGAAAUUAAUUUAUUCACAUUCUGUUUCUCUAACUUAAACUUUCAAUGUUUUAGUUUGUUUAUAAACUCAGUGGCCAUAAGAUAGAAUUGGGAUAUCGGGAUAUAUCUUUGUAUUGGAGAUGAAAUGUUCUAUUAAGCUAAUUUUGUAUAUAACAAAUGUUAUGGUCUUUGUGUAUACAGACACUUGAUUUCAAUAUAUAUAGAUCUUCCUCAGUGUUUCUGUGUGUAUUUGUGGUUGUGUGUUAAAUAAUUGUGGUCAGAUUCUAAUAGUGCUGAACAUCAUGGAAUUUUAAGCUUAUUAUUUAUUGUUGUUUUAAUUUAUUUACUGCAUGAUUUUGUUUAAAUGAAUUUUGUCUUAAUUUUCUUUCCCUAAAAGUUUAAAAGCUAGAUUACUUUUAACUUGAAAUAUUUUCUUCUACAUUUGCGCUAUUCUCUCUAUGGGCUUUUAUUAUUUAAGAAAAAAUAUUUAAAACAAAACUCGUUGACAAACAGGCUGGACCUGGAAUUUAUUGCAUUAUUUCAUAAUUUUCUGCUGAGACAAGCUCCUUCCCAAUUUGUAAUCUUAAUGUAAAAUAGUGUAUGCUGCACAGACUGAGUAAAUAUAUAUUGCAUUAAAAAAAACUCAAACACUAAAAAUCCCAGGGAUCUUCAUUAUGUCAUUUAAUACAUUUUGCCUUUAAUUUUUUUCGGAAUUAGCUCAUAUUCUAAGUUGAAAUUCAUUUGGCUAUGAUUCAUUUUUAUUUUGUUUUUAUUUUUAAAAAAUAAAACGUAAGAAAAUAUUUCCACCGUUAAAGAUAUUUGAGAGGAAAUUAGUAAUCUAUUUUGUAAAUAUUUAAAGUUUUCAGAGUAUACUUUGUAAUAACUUUAGUAAAAUCAAAUGAUCUGACGCUAGUGAAAUGAGAGUUUUGUUCAGAAGUCUUUUUGUCACUUAGCUUUUCGGUAUUCAGAUUUUUAAUUUUGAGAAUUUUUGUAAGAAUUAAUUCAUCAUACAUACUAUACUAUAGGUUGUUUGUCAAGUUCUUGAUUUGCUUCCUUUGGUAUUUUUGAUAUAAAUUGUUUUUGCUUUGUGUAAGUUUCAAAUGGAACAUUUGGUCAUUUCUGACUAAAUCCAGUAAUAAAUUGUUAAUUCUUUUGUUACUGCUGAGAAACAGAAGAGCUCAUUACACAGUUAAUUGUGAGGUAUUUAUACUGCUAUAGUAUAACCUGUACAAUAAUUGCCUGUUCUAAGCAAUAGCAAUUCAGAGAUGAUGAGCAACCUUUUAUAAUAGAUUUGUCUCUUCAGUAUGAUGUUACAAUGAUGAUAAAGACACUGUUCAUGGGAGAAUGAUGGCUUGUAUAUUUAUUUGAUACAAGAGUCAUCUUAAAGUUAAUAAAACAUGAUAAGUCAUAUUCUAUGGUAAAUGAAUGAUAUUAAAAGAUUUUUUUUUUCAAUUGAAAUUAUAUUUUUUUAUUUAAUGGGAUCUUACAUUAUUUUAUUUAACUGCUCAGUCUUCCGAAUAGCAAUACAUUUCUAUUCAUCCUUUACUGUGCAAUCGAAAUAUUUCAACAUAUACGUCUACAAUUUUGCAACCAUUGUCUUAUCAUCUUUGUCGUUGCUUUUAUGAACCAGUUAGAAAUUAAAUUUGUAAAGGUU
Messenger RNA from Octopus sinensis (East Asian common octopus), 6054 nucleotides. RefSeq names its product cellular tumor antigen p53. NCBI's taxonomy places the organism in Eukaryota, Metazoa, Mollusca, Cephalopoda, Octopoda, Octopodidae. Gene Ontology annotation, biological process: protein tetramerization; regulation of transcription by RNA polymerase II; apoptotic process. The coding region runs from base 38 to 1687 and encodes 549 amino acids. Gene Ontology annotation, cellular component: nucleus. The record is from RefSeq and is a predicted model, not a curated record. The transcript is spliced from 15 exons. Gene Ontology annotation, molecular function: RNA polymerase II cis-regulatory region sequence-specific DNA binding; protein binding; DNA-binding transcription factor activity, RNA polymerase II-specific.